This is a messenger RNA of Salvelinus fontinalis (brook trout), 3999 nucleotides long. RefSeq lists its product as uncharacterized. Gene Ontology annotation, cellular component: nucleus. Gene Ontology annotation, molecular function: methyl-CpG binding; zinc ion binding. NCBI's taxonomy places the organism in Eukaryota, Metazoa, Chordata, Actinopteri, Salmoniformes, Salmonidae. The transcript is spliced from 3 exons. The coding region runs from base 388 to 1518 and encodes 376 amino acids. The record is from RefSeq and is a predicted model, not a curated record.
GUGCGUCUUUGAGGAUGCACGCAGGCACAGCCCGCCUUAUCAGUCUGCCCUCCCUCUGCCAUCAUUCAUUAUUAUCCCCCUUUUCCUUCCCACUAGCCUCACAGGUCGCCAUAACCUGCUCGAGACUUUUUACCCGCCGUUUGGUUUUUAACCCCACGGGUAACGUUUACCGAAGGGAGGCAGAGCAGUGUGUCGGUGGCCCCUCCCUCCUCUCCUCUCUACCAGACAGAGACAGACAUGCUCCACGGUGGGUGCUCGCGCUUCCCGCCUCCUUUUCCCCUCCGGGAGUCGAGAGGUCUUCAAAUGAGACCAUAAAGGGUUAAAUCUUCUGACAGACAGCAACCCGAGACUGACCAGACCGCAGACCUCCAACCGUGUUCCCACAGUAUGGUCAUGUCUGGUCUGACCAGGUCCAGCGGUGUACACAACGAUCACAGCGGUCCCAACCUGUCCUCGACCACGACCACGCACGGUCACCACCACCGCCACGACCAGAGCGGUGCGGUCACCGUGGACGGUUGUGGUCUACCUCCGGUCCUGGACUAUACAGCUGAGAUGGAGCGUUACCAAUCCUUCGCUAACUUCUACACUAAAACCAACGUGAAUAUGAACGCAGUAAACAGCAUGAACUUCCCUCAGUCGGCCAAGCUCGCCCGCAUCACCGCUCCCAUGUUCCCCGGCGGCAGGCUCGGAGUGAGCGUGACACCGUGGGGUUGUCACGACAACAUCAACAUGAAUAUGAACGUCAAUGCGGCGAUGCUUUGGGGGCGGAAACCUCCCGUGCAUCAGGCCACGCCCCUAGCGCCGCCCGCAACACACCCGUCGCCCUCGACAACGCACAUGCAGCCCCACCGGACCGGCGGCGUGGCGGGCGGUCAGGGUGGAGAGGGCAAGCAGCACGCAAGACAUGGAGGACACGCCUCCUCACAGGGACAGGAAAUGCAUCAUCAUCACGGGAAUAACAACUUCCAGUCCGGCUAUGCUGCCGCCGAUCACAUGACCAAAGUGGGCCAUGCCCACCAGGACAUGCUCAGCCUAUCGAAUCGCAGCAGCGGUGGCAACGGAGGAGGAGGCGGAGUCAACGGGGUCAACAUGUCCAACUUCCCCGCCGGGAUGUUGGGGUUACCACCCGGGGUCAUCGUCAUGGCGAUGGGGUCGCACAAUAACAUUUCGGACUCCUCCCACUUCCAGAUGGCGACCAAUCAUAACCAACUGCUGUCGGACUGUCACCACGCCAACCAGACAAACUCCUCCCCCUGCCCUUCGACCUCGCCGGGGAUGACCUCUGGGGGUCAGGGGUCAGGAGCCUCCAAGAGGAAGAGGAAGCGGUGUGGAGUGUGUGCUCCCUGCAGACGGCUGAUUAACUGUGGGGUGUGUUCAGCCUGUAGGAACAGGAAGACGGGGCAUCAGAUCUGUAGGUUCAGGAAGUGUGACGAACUGAAGAAGAAGGCUGGGAGUAUACAGCUAGAGAGUUCUCCCUCGGUGCAAAGUGGAGAAGCUUUCAGAUGGUUCUUCUAGAUGUCGGACCACAACCUCCCUCCAACGUGACCACAACCUCCCUCCAACGUGACCACAACCUCCCUCCAACGUGACCACAACCUCCCUCCAACGUGACCACAACCUCCCUCCAACGUGACCACAACCUCCCUCCAACGUGACCACAACCUCCCUCCAACGUGACCACAACCUCCCUCCAACGUGACCACAACCUCCCUCCAACGUGACCACAACUUAACCUGAAUAGUGUAGUCUAACCACUACAGUGGACUACACUACUACUAUACUACAGUGGACUACACUACUACUAUACUACAGUGGACUACACUACUACUAUACCACAGUGGACUACACUACUACUAUACUACAGUGGACUACACUACUACUAUACUACAGUGGACUACACUACUACUAUACUACACUACUACUAUACUACAGUGGACUACACUACCAGGACAAUACAAAACCAGGACAAUACCAGGUAUAAAACCAGGGCGAACCGUUGGACCAUCAUUUAACUUAACCAUGGAUGAUGUUAUCAUGGAUUAUAACAAGGGUUCUUUUUUGGAACUCUGAAUACAAGUAUUGUUGGACCAAAACUAACUGACUGGCAAAGGAACAGAACUUUAAGAACUCUAGAAGGUUCCGCUCAUUUCCUCAUGUUCCAAGAGCAGUACAACUACAGAGCUGUCAGGAAUCAUCACAUAAUAUUCCAGAAACGUUUUGUUUCCAUCCCAAACAGCACCCUAUUCCCUAUAUCGUGCACUACUUUUGAAUUUUGCAUAUAGUGCAUUAUAUAGUGUAUUACUUUAAAAGUAGUACACUAUAUAGGGAAUAAUAGCGUGCCAUUUGGGACCCUUUUCAUUGAAUAAGCCCCUCCUCUCUAAACUGUCUGGGACCCUUUUCAUUGAAUAAGCCCCUCCUCACUAAACUGUCUGGGACCCUUUUCAUUGAAUAAGCCCCUCCUCUCUAAACUGUCUGGGACCCUUUUCAUUGAAUAAGCCCCUCCUCACUAAACUGUCUGGGACCCUUUUCGUUGAAUAAGCUCCUUCUCUCUAAACUGUCUGGGACCCUUUUCAUUGAAUAAGCCCCUCCUCUCUAAACUGUCUGGGACCCUUUUCAUUGAAUAAGCCCCUCCUCACUAAACUGUCUGGGACCCUUUUCAUUGAAUAAGCCCCUCCUCUCUAAACUGUCUGGUACCCUUUUCAUUGAAUAAGCCCCUCCUCUCUAAACUGUCUGGGACCUUUUUCAUUGAAUAAGCCCCUUCUCUCUAAACUGUCUGGGACCCUUUUCAUUGAAUAAGCUCCUCCUCUCUAAACUGUCUGGGACCCUUUUCAUUGAAUAAGCUCCUCCUCACUAAACUGUCUGGGACCCUUUUCAUUGAAUAAGCCCCUCCUCUCUAAACUGUCUGGUACCCUUUUCAUUGAAUAAGCCCCUCCUCUCUAAACUGUCUGGGACCCUUUUCAUUGAAUAAGCCCCUCCUCUCUAAACUGUCUGGGACCCUUUUCAUUGAAUAAGCCCCUCCUCUCUAAACUGUCUGGUACCCUUUUCAUUGAAUAAGCCCCUCCUCUCUAAACUGUCUGGGACCUUUUUCAUUGAAUAAGCCCCUCCUCUCCAAACUGUCUGGGACCCUUUUCAUUGAAUAAGCUCCUCCUCUCUAAACUGUCUGGGACCAUUUUCGUUAAAUAAGCUCCUCCUCUCUAAACUGUCUGGGACCCUUUUCGUUGAAUAAGCCCCUCCUCUCUAAACUGUCUGUGACCCUUUUCAUUGAAUAAGCCCCUCCUCACUAAACUGUCUGGGACCCUUUUCAUUGAAUAAGCCCCUCCUCUCUAAACUGUCUGGUACCCUUUUCAUUGAAUAAGCCCCUCCUCUCUAAACUGUCUGGGACCCUUUUCAUUGAAUAAGCCCCUCCUCACUAAACUGUCUGGGACCCUUUUCGUUGAAUAAGCCCCUCCUCUCUAAACUGUCUGGGACCAUUUUCGUUAAAUAAGCUCCUCCUCUCUAAACUGUCUGGGACCCUUUUCGUUGAAUAAGCCCCUCCUCUCUAAACUGUCUGUGACCCUUUUCAUUGAAUAAGCCCCUCCUCACUAAACUGUCUGGGACCCUUUUCAUUGAAUAAGCCCCUCCUCUCUAAACUGUCUGGUACCCUUUUCAUUGAAUAAGCCCCUCCUCUCUAAACUGUCUGGGACCCUUUUCAUUGAAUAAGCUCCUCCUCACUAAACUGUCUGGGACCCUUUUCGUUGAAUAAGCCCCUCCUCUCUAAACUGUCUGGGACCCUUUUCAUUGAAUAAGCUCCUCCUCACUAAACUGUCUGGGACCCUUUUCGUUGAAUAAGCUCCUCCUCACUAAACUGUCUGGGACCCUUUUCGUUGAAUAAGCUCCUCCUCUCUAUUGUCUGUCGCAUGGAUAAUAACGUGUUUUGGUUUUUGAAAGGUUCCAAAACGUUUGUAUAUUAACGUUGUGAUUCCUCCAUGUGUCGAGUAAUAAAAAAGUUUGAAAUAA